GCGGCGGCAGCGGGCAUGGCAGCGCGGCGGGCGUGAGCGAGCGGGCGGCGAGACCGGCACCGGGCCCGGCACCGGCCCGCAGGCUGCGGUGUCCGACAUGGAUCUCCUCGUGUUCUGCCCCUUUCUGCUGGUGCUGGUGCUGCCCGGGGGCAGCCUGGCAGACCUGGAGAAGCAGAGGGUGGACUCCGGCUUGGAAAUCUGUAUCCUUCUCCUCAGGCCCUCGCCUCCAUCAUGCUCGUAACUGGCGGGGCCGGAGAGCGCUCUCACGCGCGAGGAGGGUCAGGGACGGCACAAAGGGGAACGUGGGGAUGGAGGGGAGAGGAGGGAAGGGUCUUCAGGCUGUGACUACUGCUAAUGAGAUGAAAACGAGCUCCGAGGGCCCGGCUCGGUCUUUUACGGGGAGAUGCGGAGGGGCCAGGCUGGCACUGUGUGCCCGGAGGAGCGGGAGCGUGCUGUGGCGCUGGCAGCGUGGGGCCCUUGACUGCGCUGCAGAUAAGAAGCUGUUCGAGGUGAAGCGCAAGGACCAGAUGAACGCCCUGAAGAACCUGAUCGAGCUCAACGACGUGAACCAGCAGUACAAAAUCAUCGACAUCAUGCUCAAGGGACUCUUCAAAGUGCUGGAGGACUCGCGGGCAGUGCUCAUAGCUGCGGACGUGCCCCCGGACGGGCCUUUCCCUCAGGAUGAGAAGCUGAAGGACGCCUACUCCCACGUGGUGGAGAACACGGCCUUCUUCGGGGACGUCGUCCUGCGCUUCCCCAAGAUCGUGCACCACUACUUCGACCGCAACUCCAACUGGAACAACCUCAUCCGCUGGGGCAUCGGCUUCUGCAACCUGACGGGCGUCUUCGAGCGGGGGCCCCACUCCCAGCUCCUGGGGCUGAUGGCUCAGGAGCUGGGCAUCAGCGAGAAGUCCCCCGAUUACCGCAAUCCCUUCAAAGCCGACCACUCCGAGUUCUUCCCCAGCGCCGACACCUUCCAGAAGGCGCUGCGCGAGGAGGAGAAGCGGAGGAAGAAGGAGGAGAAGCGCAAGGAGAUCCGCAAGGGCCCGCGCAUCUCGCGCUCGCAGUCGGAGCUGUAAGCACCGGGCUGCACCUCCACGGGGCCGGCUUCGGGGCGGGGGCCGGGUCCCGUGCCCUCAGGGCUGCUCCCACCCGUGGGGCCGUGCCGCCUCUGCCCGCGGGUGGGCCGGGGAGCCCGCCGUGCUGCUGCUUGUGAGUUUUGGGGUGGUUUUUGUGUUUUGUUUGCCCCGGUCAUACCUGGCCUCUGCCCGGUCGCUACCUCUGCCCGACCCCGUGCCCCGGGGGCCGUUUUCCCAUACGGCCGGCGUUCCAGCUGCGGCCCCACGGUUGGAAGGCCGGCUCCCAGCGCAGCCGGUGCCUGGCGGGGACAGCGGGGUGCGCGGCUCCCCACCGAAACUCCCUCCGGGACCCGAAGCGGCAGCGGGACCACCGCCGGGAUGGUGCUGGGGCGGGGGCCGUGCCACGCUGCCUUCAGGGAAGGGGAAACGUCCUUCGGUUCUUCGUGCAGAGCCGGCUGCGGGGGCGGCGGGGACGCGCGCUGGAGCGGGGCGUGCCUCGUUUCUCCCGAAUAAACCCCGGUUAGUGUCGUUAAUUUUUUUUUAACGAA
Molecule: messenger RNA, 1627 nt
Organism: Cygnus atratus (black swan)
Lineage: Eukaryota; Metazoa; Chordata; Aves; Anseriformes; Anatidae
Gene: CCDC134
Product: coiled-coil domain containing 134
Exons: 6
Coding region: 309-1079 (256 amino acids)
Source: RefSeq, a predicted model, not a curated record